Molecule: messenger RNA, 519 nt
Organism: Penicillium waksmanii
Lineage: Eukaryota; Fungi; Ascomycota; Eurotiomycetes; Eurotiales; Aspergillaceae
Exons: 1
Coding region: 1-519 (172 amino acids)
Source: RefSeq, a predicted model, not a curated record
AUGGAUCUCUUCAGCGGAGUUGCUUCAGUAGUUACGGUUUGCGGUCAACUGGAAACAUGCGUCAAUGGCCUUCGUCGAUUAUACAUUACCCUGAAGUUCGCGAAACGGGACGUACGACAGCUGCUGGAUGAGGUUUAUAUUUGCCAAAGUCUUUUUGGUAUCUUCAAUGAUGUCACACGCCCUCUGGGCAGCGAGGUGAUGAAACUAGCCCACAAAGAAAAACUUGAUGAAGCAUUGCAGACCCAGUCCACUUCGGCUCUUGAGCAAAUCAAUCACAUUAUGACCAAGUUCAAGCCGCUAGUAGAGGAAAGCAGGACCAGCUCAUUUGAAGAACUCUUAGCAAAGGUUCGGUGGCAUUUUACGAAGCAGGAGAUCCAAGCUUUGAUGAUCACACUUAAUACUGUGAAGUACAGUCUUAGCUUGCUUUCUUCUCUUUUGGCAAUGGAAAGCUCUAUCGCGAGUUUCUUACAACAGUCAACAGCGAAUGAUAACCAGGACUCACUUGUUAGUCAGAUGUGA